Messenger RNA from Neogale vison (American mink), 1640 nucleotides. RefSeq names its product serpin family D member 1 (gene SERPIND1). The transcript is spliced from 5 exons. The coding region runs from base 105 to 1595 and encodes 496 amino acids. Gene Ontology annotation, biological process: blood coagulation; negative regulation of endopeptidase activity. Gene Ontology annotation, molecular function: serine-type endopeptidase inhibitor activity. The record is from RefSeq and is a predicted model, not a curated record. Lineage: Eukaryota; Metazoa; Chordata; Mammalia; Carnivora; Mustelidae.
CCGGCCCAGCACCAAAGUUCACAUUGAAACCCCGCUGGUGACCUUGGCUCAUUUCAUCUCUGCAACACCACUUCUCAGAAGCACAGAGCUUUAGCUCUGCCAAAAUGAAACACCUUUUCCAACCCCUCAUCGUUUCUCUCAUCCUAAUGUCCAUGUGUGGGAGCAACAGCCUGACCAGUCAGCUUGAUAAAGGAGGGGAAGAUUCUCCAUCCGCAGACUCCCAGUGGGGGAAGUUAAGUAGCAAAAACCUGAGCAUGCCCCUUCUCCCUGCUGACUUCCACAAGGAAAACACGGUCACCAACGACUGGAUCACAGAGGGGGAGGAGGAUGAGGACUAUCUGGACCUAGAGAAGAUAUUCAGCGAAGAUGAUGACUAUAUUGACAUUAUUGAUGCGGUUUUGCCAACUGAUUCAGAGGCCGAUGCUGGGAACAUCCUCCAGCUCUUCCAAGGCAAGAGCCGGAUCCAGCGUCUCAACAUCCUCAAUGCCAAGUUCGCUUUCAACCUUUACCGCGCACUGAAGGAGCAGGCCCGUUCUUCUGACAACAUCUUCAUAGCCCCAGUGGGCAUUUCCACGGCCAUGGGUAUGAUUUCCUUCGGCCUGCGGGGGGAGACCUAUGAACAAGUGCACUCGAUUUUGCAUUUCAAAGACUUUGUCAAUGCCAGCAGCAAGUAUGAGAUCAUGACCAUUCACAAUCUCUUCCGUAAGCUGACUCAUCGCCUCUUCAGGAGGAAUUUUGGGUACACACUGCGGUCGGUCAAUGAUCUUUACGUCCAGAAGCAAUUUCCAAUCCUGGAUGACUUCAAAAGAAAAGUAAGAGAGUACUACUUUGCAGAGGCCCAGGCGGCUGACUUCUCAGACCCUGCCUUCAUAUCGAAAACCAAUAACCACAUUCUGAAGAUCACCAAGGGGCUCAUAAAAGACGCUCUGGAGAGUAUAGACCCAGGUACUCAGAUGAUGAUUCUAAACUGCAUCUACUUUAAAGGAUCCUGGGUGAAUAAAUUCCCUGUAGAAAUGACACACAACCACAACUUCCGGCUGAAUGAGCGAGAGGUGGUCAAAGUUUCCAUGAUGCAGACCAAGGGGAACUUCCUGGCAGCAAAUGACCAGGAGCUGGACUGCGAUGUCCUGCAGCUGGAAUAUGUUGGGGGCAUCAGCAUGCUCAUCGUGGUCCCGCACAAGCUCUCUGGAAUGAAGACCCUCGAGACCCAGCUGACGCCCCAGGUGGUGGAGAGAUGGCAGAAAAGCAUGACAAACAGAACUCGAGAAGUGCUUCUGCCAAAAUUCAAGCUGGAGAAGAACUACAACCUGGUGGAGGCCCUGAAGUCAAUGGGGGUCACGGCACUGUUUGACAAAGACAGCAAUAUGACAGGAAUCUCAGACCACAGGAUCACCAUUGAUCUGUUCAAGCACCAAGGAACCAUCAUGGUGAACGAGGAGGGCACCCAAGCUGCUGCCAUGACCACGGUGGGGUUCAUGCCGCUGACCACCCAAGUCCGUUUCACUGUCGACCGCCCCUUCCUCUUCCUCAUCUACGAGCGCCGUACCAGCUGCCUGCUCUUCAUGGGGAGAGUUGCCAACCCCACCAAGUCUUAAGGUGGAGGUCUGGGCAUUUCAAGUGUCUCAGGGGGCACCCUGUAA